AUGUCGACUGUUUCUAAAUAUUGGGAUAAAUAUCGAGAGCGGCACAAAUCAAUCGAAAGCACACCAAAAAACACUGAAAAUUCUACAGAUAAAAAAGCAUAUAUAACCCAUUUAGAAUCACAGAUUGACAAAGUGUCUCAGAAUUCUAUAUCUUCCCAAACAGUAAACGACCAAAUUGAAGCUUUACAAGGUGCUUUGAAAAUUAACGAAGAAAAAAUAAUUAAUUUAACAAGACUUGUGAAGCUCCAGCAGAAUUAUGCAGAAAAUCAAGAAGAUGAUCUGAAUACAUUGAAAAAAAGAGUUGAAGUGAUUGCUAAUAAUGAAGGAUACCAUAGCACAAAGCUAAGCGAUAUUAGAAGCAAUUUGCAUGUGGAUUCAGGUAAAAUGCAAGAGCUGGAAAAAAGAAUUGAAGAGCUGGAAGAUUUUCUUACAAGUGAGAAAAGCAAUGAAAAAAUCAAAAAUUCAGAAGAAAAAUUACUAAAAAUUAUUAUGAAAGUUAAAGAGGAAAAUGACGAAAGGCAUAAAGAAAUGAAAGGGAUUAUAGAGCAAGCUAUGGAUUGUAUAAAAUCAGAUCUUUUUGAAGAGUCGAAAGGAACUUCAAGUUUUGGGGUCCAUGAUCUCGAAUCUAGUGGAAGUUUUGAUAGCUUUAAACGAUUUAUAGAUAAAGAGUUUGACAAGAAAGAACAUGAAAUAAAAAAUCUUGCAGAGUCUCUAUGAAAGUCAUAUACAUUAAAUGGCGUGACGAACCAGUCCACUCUUUUAAAACCUGUAGCUGGGACCUUGCGGAAGAGAGGAUGGCGCUCGGUGAUGUGCAUCCGGCCAGAUUUUACGUAGUUUGGGUGAUGCGGAAUGUCGUAUUAGGCCGAACGCAGCCCAUUCCCGAAUCAAGGUUUACUCUUGGUGGAGAUAUGUUCGGUGUUAGAAAAAAAGCCCAGCAAAGUAUAUCUAGUCAACUGGAAACUUCCUAGCGUGAUACCAGACAUUGCGUCCUGGGCAAUGAGCUAUUCGAAAACUUAAUAAGAAAUUCGUUUUUCGAAUUUUCUGGAAGGGCAACCCAAGUCUAGUGGUGGCCCAGCCCACUUCACUUGCCGUUCGACGCGAGCCUAAGGCGACUAAUAGUUUACCCCUAGAUGGUGGCAGCAGGUGAUCUAACACAAAUCAAGGUUGAGAUGCGCACAUGCGGGUACCUUGGGAGCUUUUCAAUAAUAGCUUAAUGUUAAAUUUCUCUAUGAAAAUCGGAAAAAAAUUGUAUAAAAUUAGUUGAAGAAUGUGCUAUUAAAAUAAACGACUGUGAAAAAUCUAUUAAAGAUCUUGGGAAAAUCAUUGAAAACAAUUGUCAGGAUUUAAAAAAAAUUGAGCGAGGGCAUUUCGAUAUAGAAGAAAUUGAACUAAAAAUAACUACAAAGGUAAAUACAACAGUUGAAAAAAUUGCUGAGCUUGUUAAGAAAUAUUUGAGAUCCCAGCAAGAAUUACAGAUAGAAGUAAAGAAUUUAUCAAGUAAAAUAUCAAAUAUAGAUUCCCAAAGCAACGGUCCUGAUUCCCCAAGAUUUAAAACUCCAGAUGAACUGAAAAUAAAUAAACCAAAGCCUCCUUUAUCGCCUUUAUCUAAAACAUUAAAAGACUUAGAAGAUUCAGCUCCUCAAGAAGAUUUUCCAGCUAAAAAGAGAAAUUUAUCUCAAGACUUUGAACAGCCACAAGCUCCGAAAGACAGAAGAUCGCAGUCUCCUCAUACACCUCGAUCUAAUUCUGAAAUAUCCCCAAAAGCGACUGCAAAAUCUUUAGCUAUGGAUCAAAGCAUUAAGAAAAAACUAACCCCCCUCCGUUAGCGAAAAAUUCUUUAGAAAAAUUCCCUAUUCUUUGGUUAAAACCUACCCUGUGAGAAAACAAAUAAUUUUUAUGAAAAAUAUUUUGAUAUAUAAAUGUUAAUUAAUAAUGAAACCUCUAGCUAAUUCUGCUUGAAUUUUAAAACAAAAUAUUUAAAUUAAUUCUUGCUUUCCAGUUUUUGCGAAUUGGAAUUUUACGAAAAAUUUAUAUAAAUUUUUUAAAAAAUAUUAACCCAAAAUUUUUUUGUUUUGCUCACAGAGGGGGAUUAAGAGAAAUUAAAGAAAAAGAAGCAGAAGACUCAAAGUUUAAUAAAAAAUAUCAAAAAGAUUCCAAGCUAGACAAAAAGAAGAAAAAGCUAUCCAAACUUGAAAAAGUUUACCAGCAGCUUUCAAAUAGAGAUUAA
Molecule: messenger RNA, 2227 nt
Organism: Blepharisma stoltei
Lineage: Eukaryota; Ciliophora; Heterotrichea; Heterotrichida; Blepharismidae
Source: the annotation of a GenBank genome assembly